Molecule: messenger RNA, 1141 nt
Organism: Pungitius pungitius (ninespine stickleback)
Lineage: Eukaryota; Metazoa; Chordata; Actinopteri; Perciformes; Gasterosteidae
Gene: spef1
Product: sperm flagellar 1
Exons: 7
Coding region: 109-825 (238 amino acids)
Biological process (GO): regulation of cytoskeleton organization
Cellular component (GO): axoneme
Molecular function (GO): microtubule binding
Source: RefSeq, a predicted model, not a curated record
UGUUGCUGUGGUUAACCAGCGGUUGCAUAGCAACGCGCGAGACAACCUGUUUUCGAUCGAAGCUAACAAGCUAGCUAACUCCGUAGAUCUUAUAAACGGACCAGAAUAAUGAACCGAGAAUUGAACGAACAGGAACUUCAGGAUUUGUAUGCAUGGAUAGAUAAAAUAUCUCUUUCCCGGCCCAAAAGACACAUCACAAGAGACUUCAGCGACGCAGUGAUGGCUGCAGAGGUUGUUAAAUAUUUCCUUCCAAAGCUUGUUGACCUGCACAACUAUGUGUCGGCAAACUCCACACAGCAGAAGCUCAGCAACUGGAACCUUCUCAACAGGAGGGUGUUUUCCAAGCUGAACUUUCACGUGCCCGAGGACACAGUGAAGAGGAUUGUUUUGAACACUGCGGGAGUGAUCGAGCCUGUGCUGAGCGCCCUCAGAGAGAAGAUAGACGUGAAACUAAAGCAAACGACAGAGAACAGACUGGAUUUGGAACACUAUGACACCACAAACCAGGAGGAACCUUAUACAGAAAUUCGUCAAACUGAAGCAAUAUGUGUGGCGCGGACGGCGGGAGAAACGAUAAAAGAUGAAAAGAGCAAAAUAAAAAACGGUAAACUGCAACAUACAGCGCAGAUUUACCCAGACAUGGGCCCUCCUUUACGACUAGUCCUGCAGGGAAAAGAGCAAGAUAUCAUGGCAUUGCAGGAAACUGUGGAGAUCCUGCAGAUGAAAGUCCAGAGGUUAGAGCAUCUGGUUCACUUGAAGGACAAGCGUAUUGAAGAUCUGGUGCGGCAUCUGGAGAUAUACAAAGCAAAAGGCAAUACACGCUAAGACGGAAAGUGAUUGUUUGAAGAGGAUUUAUCUAGUUCAGAGCUUUAUAUGCUAUUGCGUAUUUUGUGUUUAAAUCAUAGCAAAUGAGAAUGCACAAUAAAUGGUUUUUGAUCAUUUGAUCUGUUGCUAGUUACUUCUUUGUGAGGAGUGUGUAGAAUUUGUUUUUCAAGUGCUUAUGUACUAACACUAGUCUUUGACCCUGCCUUUACACCGCCUCCUACGACUUUUGACCUCCAAGUACCCAAUAAAUCAACGAACCUCUUCCACAUUCCAAAUUGUCAGCAGAGUAGAAAUUGAAACUGUGAAAUAAAGCCAG